AUGGCGACCACCGUCGUCACCGUCGAGGACGUGCUCUGGGCGGAGGAUAGCUUCCACGCAACACCAAACCACAUCCGAGUCCGCCUCAGCUGCCGCACGCCCGCCAUCUUGGUCGACCGGAAGACCAAUGUGAUCGUGGCAGCGAACGUCGCUUGGCAAGACCAGUGCGGCUACCGUGCCGAGGCGAUCGGUGCUACUCCCAAGAUCCUCGCGGGCGAGCGCACCGACGCUGCCAAGGCCGCUCGCUUCACCCAGCGCGUGUACGGGCGCGAGGGCCGCGCCGGGACGACACUCGUCAACUACCGUUCCGAUGGCACACCCUUCCUGCAUACGAUCACGGCCAGCCGGAUCGGCGACUUCUUCCUGGCGAAAUCGACGCGGUCGAUCGACCUGCAGACCGCCUCCGCGCCCCACCUCGGCGCCAUCGGAGUCGCGCUCCUCGCCGCGUGCGUGCUGAUCCACCUCUUCUCCGCCGUCUCCAGCGUCGGCGACUCCGCCACGUCGACCGGGCCGGCCUCGCCGCCGCUGCCGGCCGACCGCAUCCCAGCGGCCGACCCUCCCGCCCAGAUCGACUCCUCGUCGGCCCUCGUAGCCGAGGGCGCCCCCGUCGUGGGCAUCUGCCUCCUCGCCCUCCUCGUUGCGGCGAUGUGGGAGGAGGAGUCCGCAGCGGCCAAAGUCAACGACGAGGACGACGACGACGAGAUCGACGUCGCCGGCUCACAUUUCCUCGGCCCGGUGCCGCUGGUCGAGGUCGUGUUCACGGCCGCGAUCUGCCUCUUUCUGGUCGCCCAAGGCCCGCAGUAG
Messenger RNA from Emiliania huxleyi CCMP1516, 804 nucleotides. RefSeq lists its product as hypothetical. The record is from RefSeq and is a predicted model, not a curated record. The transcript has 3 exons. NCBI's taxonomy places the organism in Eukaryota, Haptophyta, Isochrysidales, Noelaerhabdaceae. The coding region runs from base 1 to 804 and encodes 267 amino acids.